Messenger RNA from Saccoglossus kowalevskii, 338 nucleotides. Its product is annotated as synapse-associated protein 1-like. Gene Ontology annotation, cellular component: nucleus; cytoplasm; synapse. The record is from RefSeq and is a predicted model, not a curated record. Gene Ontology annotation, biological process: regulation of short-term neuronal synaptic plasticity; TORC2 signaling. Lineage: Eukaryota; Metazoa; Hemichordata; Enteropneusta; Harrimaniidae.
GAUUAAAGAACACAAUUUCUGGAAAAACUAUUUCUACAGGGUAUCUCUUAUAAAACAGUCAUCGCAGUUGACUUCAAUCGCUGCUGAAUCAGGUGAAAGUACAAGUAGAUCAAGUUCUAGAAGAUCCUCUACUGACAAAGAUUCCAGCCAAUCACAAGCAGUUAACAUCGCCGGUGAUGAUAAAAAACAAAACAAGAAAGAUGAGGAAGAUGACAUGUUACCACCAGACAGCCCUACAAAUGAAUUUGUUAGUGAUGCAUUCAACUCUGAUCUAGACCAUGAUGAUAUACAGAAGGGGAUGAAACAACUCGGAAUGGAGAAAACAGAUGGUCAGAAUG